GGAUUUUUUUUCUUUAAUAUUUUUCUUUCAUUCACACAUAUAAAUAUACAAUGUCUGAACUUCAUCGAAAACUUGUAAUAGUUGGUGAUGGUGCGUGCGGGAAGACAUGUCUUUUAAUCGUAUUUUCAAAGGGCACAUUUCCAGAUAUUUAUGUACCAACAGUAUUUGAAAAUUAUGUUAAAAAUAUAACAGUGGAUGGAAGAAAUGUUGAGUUAGCAUUAUGGGAUACAGCGGGUCAAGAGGAUUAUGAUCGUUUAAGACCACUUUCUUAUCCUGAUGCUCAUGUAAUUUUAAUUUGUUAUUCUAUCGACUCUAUCGAUUCUUUAGAAAACAUAGAAGAAAAAUGGUAUCCAGAAGUGAAAUCAUUUUGUCCAAAUUUACCAAUUAUUCUAGUUGGAAACAAAACAGAUUUAAGAAAUGAUCAAAAUGUGAAUAAUGGAUCACGUAGACUUGUAACUAUUCAAGAAGGAAAACGAGUUGCUGAUAAAAUUGGAGCUGUUCAUUUGGAGUGUUCUGCUAAAUUUAACGAUGGUGUUAAUAACGUUUUUGAACAUGCUGUAAGAGCGGCUCUUCGUAAUGUUGAUGAAUCUACGAGUGAUUGUUGUUGUGUAGUUUUAUAAAAAGAAAAGUUGGUUUAUGAAUCAAGAAAAGAAAUAAGGGGGAAAAAAUUGGGAAAAAUUAGAUUAGUUUAUUGAAUUUUGAA
Rhizophagus irregularis DAOM 181602=DAOM 197198 is the source of this 703-nucleotide messenger RNA. Its product is annotated as Rho GTPase. Gene Ontology annotation, molecular function: GTPase activity; protein kinase binding; GTP binding. Gene Ontology annotation, biological process: small GTPase-mediated signal transduction. Gene Ontology annotation, cellular component: cytosol. The record is from RefSeq and is a predicted model, not a curated record. Lineage: Eukaryota; Fungi; Glomeromycota; Glomeromycetes; Glomerales; Glomeraceae.